Molecule: messenger RNA, 970 nt
Organism: Rosa chinensis
Lineage: Eukaryota; Viridiplantae; Streptophyta; Magnoliopsida; Rosales; Rosaceae
Product: receptor-like protein EIX1
Exons: 1
Coding region: 65-970 (301 amino acids)
Molecular function (GO): protein binding
Source: RefSeq, a predicted model, not a curated record
ACUCCAUUGCUGUUUCCACGAUUAUAUAUAUGUAGUUUCCAAAAUUCUUUUGCUUCAACUAUAUAUGCUUCCACUCUGCAGUUUGCAUAUCAUCUUCGUAAUCAUGUUUUACAGUAUAAUGAGUGGUAGAUCUGUGCAUUCUGUUUUGGUUGGGCUUGUGUGCCUGGCCCUUGCCUCUGCUAUUUGUUGUUCAAGUGUUGGAAGCUCCAACAACAUUAUGUGCUUGGAGAGUGAAAGACAUGCUCUUCUCCAGUUCAAACAAGGCCUUGUGGAUGAGUCCAAUGCUCUUGCUUCUUGGGAAAACAAGAAAGAUUGCUGCAAGUGGAGAGGAAUAGCGUGCAACAACCAAACAGGUCAUGUCACAAGACUUGAUUUGCCCUUUAUAUCUUUCAAUUAUACUGAAGUUCCUUUAAGAGGUGAAAUUAGUCAUUCACUACUUGAAUUGCCAUAUCUAAAUUACUUGGACCUCAGUUAUAAUGAUUUUGGAGGAAUGAUCAUUCCCAAGUUCAUUGGCUCUUUGAGUCAAUUGAAAGAACUCAAACUUGCAGCUGCUGAUUUCAGUGGACCUGUUCCUCCCCAACUUGGAAACCUCUCUAAUUUGCAUACUCUUGAUCUUUCCUUCAAUGAUUUUGAAGGAAUGAUGGUUCCCAAAUUCAUUGGCUCUUUGAGUCAAUUGAAAGAACUCAAACUUGCAGCUGCUGAUUUCAGUGGACCUGUUCCUCCCCAACUUGGAAACCUCUCUAAUUUGCAUACUCUUGAUCUUUCCUUCAAUGAUUUUGAAGGAAUGAUGGUUCCCAAAUUCAUUGGCUUUUUGAGUCAAUUGAAGGAACUCAAACUUGCAGCUGCUGAUUUCAGUGGACCUGUUCCUCCCCAACUUGGAAACCUCUCUAAUUUGCACACUCUCGAUCUUUCCGUGAACCAUGAUGCUAGUUCUGAAACCUUGAGUGGUUAUCUCAUCUUUCUUCCUUGA